Molecule: messenger RNA, 2724 nt
Organism: Malassezia sympodialis ATCC 42132
Lineage: Eukaryota; Fungi; Basidiomycota; Malasseziomycetes; Malasseziales; Malasseziaceae
Product: ATP-dependent Clp protease ATP-binding subunit
Biological process (GO): cellular heat acclimation; protein unfolding; protein refolding
Cellular component (GO): cytosol; cytoplasm
Molecular function (GO): protein-folding chaperone binding; ATP hydrolysis activity; ATP binding
Source: RefSeq, a predicted model, not a curated record
AUGUCUGGAUUUGAGUUUACAGAUCGUGCUCAAAAUUCUUUGGCUGCUGCCUUCCAGCUGGCAAAGGAUUAUGCACACGCACAACUAUCACCAGCGCAUAUUGCGCUUGCACUGCUUGAAGAUGAUACCAACAAUUCAACUGGAGUUCAGAGUACAAACAAAGACUCCCAAUCUCUUUUCAAGAGUAUCUGCGAUAAGACAGGAGUGAGUGUGCCAGCUUUGGAGUCGAAACUCCGUGCGGCACUGAACAAGAUUCCACAGCAAAGCCCUGCUCCAGACGACGUUAGUCUUACGGGAGCCGCCAACAAGGUGCUAAAAGCUGCCCAACAAUAUAAGACAACUCAGCGAGACUCCUUUAUUGCUCAAGAUCAUAUCCUCUUGGCCCUUCUCGAUGAUUCUAAUACUGCUGCUAUGCUGAAGGAAUGUGGUUUGGCCAACCCGGAGCUGAUGAAGAAUGCACUUAAUCAGGCCCGCGGUGGUCGCCAUAUUGAUUCCAAGACAGCUGAAGCGGGCUAUGAUGCGUUGUCAAAGUACUGUGUUGACUUGACAAGCCUUGCAGCGGAAGGGAAAUUAGACCCAGUGAUUGGACGUGACAACGAGAUUCGACGAGUGGUUCGCGUUUUGUCCCGCCGCACAAAGAACAAUGCCGUCCUAAUCGGUAGCCCUGGUGUCGGUAAGACGGCUGUGGUCGAAGGCCUUGCUCAGCGUGUGGUGGAUCGUGAUGUUCCUCCCAAUCUUCUCGGCAAAAUUCUUUCGUUGGAUAUGGGUGCAUUGAUGGCAGGUGCCAAGUACAAAGGUGAAUAUGAAGAACGUGUCAAGUCUGUCCUCAGCGAUAUCGAGAAAAUGACUAAUGAUGGCACACCCUGCAUUCUUUUUAUCGAUGAAAUGCACCUUAUUAUGGCCGGCAAGGGCGGUGACAGCGGUAUGGAUGCUGCUAACUUGCUAAAGCCGAUGCUGGCACGUGGCAAGUUGCGUUGUAUCGGUGCCACGACUUUAAACGAAUACCGUCAGAGUAUUGAGAAGGAUGCCGCCCUUGAACGACGAUUCCAGCAAGUUAUCGUCGAAGAACCGACUGUGGAAGAUACAAUCGCAAUCCUUCGUGGUCUUCGUGAAAAGUACGAGGUUCAUCAUGGUGUGCGCAUUUUGGACAGUGCCCUUGUGUCUGCCGCCCAACUGGCUAAGCGUUACCUGACUGCGCGCAAGCUUCCUGACUCUGCUAUCGACUUGGUUGACGAGAGCUGUGCAGAUGUCACGGUGUCGAGGGAGACCGUACCUGAGGCUAUUGAUACGCUGGAGCGCCGUAAGGUCCGUUUGGAGAUUGCGAUGACAGCACUGGAGCGCGAGAAGGACCCUCAGAGCAAGGAGCGACUCGAGGAAACAAAGCGCGAAUUAGCUCAUCUUGAUGACGAGCUGGCUCCUCUUAAGGCAGAAUUCGAAGCACAGCGUGCUAAGGGUGACGAGCUGAACAAUGUCCGUCGCAAGAUUGAGGAGCUUCGUGCAAAGGCGAGUGAUGCAGAGCGUCGUUAUGAUCUUCAGACUGCAUCUGACUUAAUGUACUACGCAAUUCCCGAUCUUGAGAAGCGCGCGGAACAGCUUCAGGAGCAAGCUCGUAAAGACGAGGCUGAAGGCAAGACGAACACUGCUAAUACGGUCACAAGCGAGAACAUCGCCGCAAUUGUGAGUCGCUGGACUGGUAUCCCUGUGUCCAAGAUGAUGGAGAGCGAGCGCAUAAAGCUGUUGAAGCUGGAGCGCAUUCUUCAGAAGGAGGUUGUGGGUCAGGAGGAUGCUGUGAAAGCAGUGGCGCAAGCUAUUCGCCUGUCUCGAAGUGGACUUUCUAAUCAGAACCGGCCUAUCGCAAGUUUCCUAUUCUGUGGUCCGUCUGGCACAGGUAAGACGCUUAUGAGCAAGACCUUGGCAUCAUACAUGUUCGAUGACCCAGAUGCGAUGGUUCGCAUUGAUGCAAGUGAAUAUUCGGAGAAGCACAGUAUUUCGCGUCUAAUUGGUGCACCGCCAGGCUAUGUUGGUCAUGAUGAAGGUGGUGUUUUGACGGAGGCUGUUCGUCGUCGUCCUUUCUCGAUCGUACUCAUCGACGAGAUCGAGAAAGCAGCGCGCGAGUUUGUACAGCUCUUCCUUCAAGUGCUGGAUGAAGGCCGUCUCCAGGACAGUCAAGGUCGUCUUGUGUCUUUCCGCAACACUAUUAUUAUCAUGACAAGCAACUUGGGUUCUAGCUAUAUUAACGAUUCUGAAGAGGAAGAUAUUACUCCAGAGAUUCGCCAGCUCGUCCAAUCCGCUAUUUCAAGUCACUUCCCACCUGAGUUUAUCAACCGCAUUGACAGCAUUGUCACAUUCCGCAAGCUUUCUCGAACUAACGUUCGCCAUAUUGUGGAUAUCCGCCUUAAGGAAGUCCAAAAGCGACUCGUCGAGAAUGGACGUCAGUGCAAGCUGUUGGUGGACGAGGAUGCGAAGAACUGGCUCGGCAGCAUGGGUUACUCGCCUACUAUGGGUGCUCGUCCUCUUGGUCGCGCCAUUCAGGACCAGCUUCUUAACCCUCUGAGUAUUCUCUUGCUUCGUGGUCAGAUCCACAACGAUGACCCGGAGAUUCACGUUACAUUCGACAAGUAUCGUAACGCGCUCACUGUUCAACCAAAUCACGAAGCCGUGGGAAGUUUGGAUGACGACGAGGUGGAUAUGGACGAAGAUGAGCUUGACGAGCCUCUCGACUAG